Molecule: messenger RNA, 5192 nt
Organism: Tympanuchus pallidicinctus (lesser prairie-chicken)
Lineage: Eukaryota; Metazoa; Chordata; Aves; Galliformes; Phasianidae
Gene: MEI1
Product: meiotic double-stranded break formation protein 1
Exons: 30
Coding region: 18-3845 (1275 amino acids)
Biological process (GO): meiosis I
Source: RefSeq, a predicted model, not a curated record
CUAGCGGCCGUGGGCCGAUGUCGGCGGGCUGCGAGCGGCUGCGCGACCGGCACGGCGCGCGGUGGACCCUGCCGUUCCGGCCGCCGCUUUGCCUCGCGUGCGCCGUGGAGACCUUGGGCGAUGGCGGAGCCUCGCUGGUGCGGAAGAAGCACGCGCUGUCCCGUUUGCGCGAUGCCCUGGCGUGGCAGGCGCUGCCGGUCGUCCAGCUGCUGGCUCCAGACGAGAGGGGCUGCCUCUGUCUGAUAGGAACGCUCUUCGGGAUGUGUCAUGCAGUAGAAGACAGCGAUGCGCAGGACCAGUUUGGAGAAGUUCUUGUGCAGCUUAUAGUGGAGCUGAAGUCAGAGCAGUACUUGCGCUGCAUUCUGGACGAAAGCCAAAAAGAGCUGUGCAAAGCAGCUACCAGGAGAGGCAGCCUGCCCACAUUCACUCUCUUGGGCAAGCUAGCAGAUGCUGUCCCAGGCUUUGCUGACAUACUGGUGGUGGAGCACAGUAAUUUAGUGGAUCAUCUGCUGGUGGGCUUGAUGUACCCAAAUGAAGGUGUAAAGGCUGCUGUCUGUUACUUGUAUGGCAAGCUGUACUCCUCUCCUGUUGGCACAGAAAAGCUCUCAGCACACUUUGAAGAAAGGCUGUGUGGCCUCUUCUUGAAUACUUUUGGCCAUGCGCAGACAAAGGAGCUGCAGGUUAAUUGCUUGGGUUUGCUGAAGGAGCUGCUGAAAUCUGACCGUUUUGUAUCCAUUCUUAUGAAUAAUUCAAAACCAGAAGAAUCUGAAAACCCUGAUUUGUUAGAAGGGGAAAAUCCACUUCCACUCAUUCUCAAAAAGCUUUUGUUGACCAGAGAUGAGAUGUUACAGGCAGCAAGCUCUCACUGUAUGGCUGCAGUGCUGGUUCACUCUCCCAGCAGAUAUGCUCCUGCCUUUAUCCAUGCUGAUGUCCCAGAAUUCCUUUUUGAGUGCCUCAUGUGCAGCAGUGAAAUUCUCAUCUGGUCAGUGUAUUGCUCGCUGCUUCUCCUCACCGAAGAGCGCCUUUUCUUCUCCAAGUGUCACACAGUGUAUGGCAUAGAAUCUCUGGUGAGAAGUCUCCAGGAUGUCCUGCAGUUGAACAAUAUGGAGUUACACAAGCAAGGGCUCCUGCUCUUCACUGAAAUAGUGAAACGGCAACCGGUGGAGAUUAAAUUAUUCACGAACCGAGGUAUAUGUAUAGAUGCCAUUGAUGUUUUGAUGAAGACAGUGGACUGCCCAGUGCUGGAGGUGGUAGUGGAGGCUGUGAAAGCUGUGGCAGCUUUUCUGAGGAAGGAUCAUCUGAGCUCCCCUCCAGUCCCAUAUGAAAAUCUGCAGAAACUACUGGAGGCAGUGCUGAAGCGAUGUGUCGACCUUUCCCCACCACACAGUAGCAACAAGCAUGAACAGGGUGAUCUCCUGUUAUCGAUGUCCCAGAGCAGAGUUUCUUGGAAAUAUGGACUGCUAUUAUUCAACACUCUGGAAAGUUUCAGAAAUGCUUGCAGGUUAGCAGUGGAAUUACAGAGUGACCCCAUGGCCCAGGAGAAUGCUUUCACUGCUCCCUGCUCAGAGAGCAAGGAGACGCUGAACAACUUUUCUGAGUUCCUGUUGAGGAUCUGUGACAGUCUCUGCAUCCCCAUGGUCAUGAACUACCUGGAAACAUCUGUCAGUUCCUCAGUGAUGGAGGUUUUCAUCUCAGCACUUAAUACCCUCUUUGCAGUGGUGCCAAAUAUGAGAGAUAAGUUCUCCAAAAAGCUGGCAUCCUCCUGCUUCAUCCGACUGACACUGGAACUGAAAGCCAGAUUUUGCUCUAUACAAAGUAAUCCUGCCUUGAAUCAGGCCUGCUCCAGCUUCCUCUGCAACUUAUGCCUGAGCCUUUACUCUGCCACAGGGAAGGAGAGAACUUCUUCUCAAGAAGAGCAAGAGAUAUCUGAGCUCCUGCAGAAGAGUCUGCCUCAAUUAAACUACACAGUUGCAGAAAGCCUUCUCCUCCUGGCUGAAAACCCUGAACCUCUCUCCUUGGAUCAGUCUCUUUGCAACCACCAACAUUGCUUCAUACUCCUCUUAUACUUUGCCUACACCCUUGGAGACAGGUUUGUCCCAGAAACUGAAUUGUUUUUAGCCAUAAGAAAUUUUCUCCUGCUAGCACAGGACCACCGAGACUGGCCCCCUCCAUACGUACUCAGAGCUGUGCUUUACCUUCUUGCUGUCUGUCAGGACAAAGGCAAAGCCCUGGACUCGAGGUCACUGUGUACUGUAAAGAGGAUCCUGGAUAAUCUCCCAGAUCUGAGCUUGGUCUACAUUCAUUGUCCUCUGCUGCUGAAAUUCUUCCUACAUUACCCUGAACUUAUGGGCAGAUUUGGGCACCAGGUCCUGCAGCUCUGGUUUUCUUGGGAAGACUGCAAUCAUGUGGAGACUGAAGAAGAUGCUUUUGGCACGUCUGAUCAGCUGAACAAUGCUAACCCUUUACUUCCCAUUCUGAAGAGCAAUUCCAGCAUUUUAUUUAUUUUACUGGACCUGGUCUGCUCAAGUUCUGUGGAGGUGUCUCAGAAGGUGUUGAUGGCUCUAAGGACCUUUCUGGAAAAAAAUGAGGAUGUAUUUGUCUGUGACCUCCUCCGGAAUCAGUUCCUACAGAUUCUGCAGCAGCUACUUGUAGAGAGUAGCUCGGCCUCCUUACAAGCUAACAGGAACCUGCCCAUUUUGCUGAGCCUCCUAUUCCUGGUGCAGCUGCGGAGCAAGGGCAUGAGGGAGCUGGACAGCACAGACUUCAAGCUGCUUCACCAAGUCAGUAACCUCUGUGGGAAAUGCAGGCCGAAAGACAUAGACCUCCUGCAGCCAUCCUUGAAUUUUCUGUACUGUAGCCUUCAUCAGACAACACCUUGUAGUCAACAGAGAGCAGUGGCAGUGCUGCUCUCCAAUGUGUCCUUGCUCGAGCUCCUCCAGAAGGUUUUGGAGUGCACCUGGAUGUGGUCUUUUCCCUCUGAACCUACUUACCUGUCAUCUGAGGAUGCCUUGCUAAGCUCAGGAUGGCUGCUGGCUGCUUCCCUCUUAAUUUAUCAGCAUCGUUACAACACUGAGGUUCACCAGACACUUUCUCUAGACCUAAGACAAGUCCUGAAUGCAAUCAUCUUCAGGAAUAAGAAGCCAGUCCUGCUGUUAGUGAGCAUCGUGCAGUUCCUGAGAGCCAUUCUGCGACAGAACUUCUCCUCCCUGCUGGUGACUAUUGUCCAAAACACAGCCCAAGGUACUACACAGUCACAGCCAUCAUCACUGGAAGAUGCUGCCUUGCACCCCCUCACCAAGCAGCAGGUCUUCUCCCUUGUUGUCAGUCUGCAGAACCUUUUGGUGCAUGUCUACUUGCAGAAAGACUUGCUGCUUUCUCAAGCUGUGGUUGCCUGCCUGGAAACAUUACUGGAAUACCUGUAUGUGAGGAACCAGGAUGUUGCACUACAUGUUGCUUCACAGCCCUGGCACCGAUUCCUGCUCUUGACACUGCUCAAUGGGAGCCAGAAGUCCAUUCUGCAGCCAGAAAUUCUGAGGCUCAUGACUUUGUUUCUGAAAUAUCAGAGCAGCAAUAUCAUUUCUCAAAAAGAAAUUGGCCAGAUUCUCCAGGAAGUGGCAGAAGCCAACUUACUAGAGCUGCCAGAGGCCACAUCUCAGGCUCUUCAGCUGUUCCUCUGCCAGAUUCAGAGCAGCCAUUGUCAGGUGGAGCCAGUGCAGGCACAGACCAUUCAGACUUUGCUGGAGCACCUUCCAGAGCGGAUGAGCACCUGUGCAAAACAUCAGGACAUUGUGUAUCCUUUUGCUGGGCAAAUGCCUUUGAUAAGAAAAGUGAGGGGGGAGCUGUAACAGAAGUAGAAGGGAUACUUAAUCUGCUGCUCCUGUUUGCCAAAGGCAAACAGUGCAAAAAGUUGGCUAACUUUGAGAUGAAAUACCUCAACACUCUCAAAUUUGAGAAGACGUCCGGGAAAUGAAGAGACGUUUGGGAUGAAAGAUGGCUGUCUGUGCUGGGAUUGCAUUAAUCUGUAAGGCAGAGAUGGUGUAAUGAAAGGGAGGUAGGCUGGGGCACCUGCUGACUUCAAAGCAGAAGCGAUUCCCAUACUGAUUUCCCUGGGGGCUGAGCAGCCACUUAACCUCUGUCUGUGAGCUAACUAGCACUGCUAAGCAUGUGAAGUCUUGGCAACCCAUAGGUAACUCAAACACUUUUAAAGUACAGCAAGUGUUCAGAAACUGCUGAGUGAAGUUACUGAAUCUCUUUUUGCUUCACAUGAGCACUGGAGUCCCCUGCUGAGAACCAAAUCCUUCUUCAUGGAUGGGAGGGGCAACUCCCAGAUUUCUUUUGGGGAAAGAGGGAACCUGAUACCCCUGCUAAAUUCAGUGUUGUUUGUUUCUGAAACUGCCUUCCGGUCUUCAUCAUGCCGUGUUGCAUCAAAUAGGUAGCAGAUAUGGAACGGUCCCCAGCAAUGAUUUCCUGUUGGGUGGGGGACUUCCUCCCUCGUGUCUGCGGGGUGACACUGUCCUCCGCCAUGGGCAGCAUCUGUGGCAGGUGAGGUGUGCAUUAUCUGUGAGCAGUGGCUUGUCCUCGUGCCUAGUCCUUGUGUGACACUGCCUCUCUGCAGUUGGAAGCUGGGGGUGGAAGUUCUCAUGGUCAAGACCGUGUAAGCCACAUCAAGUUCCUCUUUGCUGGUCUGUGUAGGGGUGAGGGAGGGUGGACGAGAGUCUUUUUACAUUGCUUGAGUAGUUUGGAUACCUCUGUUUUAUUGAGAAAAAGCUUUCUUCAGGUUCACCCACAUGAACAUUCCCCAUGGGUUGGUGAGAUUCCGUGGUUUGGGAGAGAGGUAGUUUAGUACGAUGAUACUUACGGGUCUCUUCCAACUCGUGAUAUUCUAUGAUUCUACCUCCUGUCAGCACUGUGUCAAAUGUGGGAAUUCCAGUGUCAUGGUGGAUUUUCAGCUGUGCUUUCCCUUUGGUUUCCACUCAUGCCAUCGAUGACAGAUGUGUGGGCAGUGUGGCGAUAGCCCUGCCACAAUGAAGACUGAGAUGAGAAGAUGGGGUACACGCAACAGAGUGAGAGAACAGAAUGGAGACAGCAUCCUGCCAUUUAUUCCCUGCAAGUUGUAGAGAGGAAGUGGACAAAGGAAGUUAGUUUGUUGUUAAAUUUUUGUUGAAUAUCAUUCAUAAAGCAGAGUUUCUUAA